Molecule: messenger RNA, 2403 nt
Organism: Pseudozyma flocculosa PF-1
Lineage: Eukaryota; Fungi; Basidiomycota; Ustilaginomycetes; Ustilaginales; Ustilaginaceae
Exons: 2
Coding region: 1-2403 (800 amino acids)
Biological process (GO): positive regulation of apoptotic process; intracellular signal transduction
Cellular component (GO): nucleus
Molecular function (GO): protein serine/threonine kinase activity
Source: RefSeq, a predicted model, not a curated record
AUGGACCCGUCCAUGUUCCAGAACAAUGUCUUCGGCAACAUCUUUGCCGGAAACGCCGAUGGCAACGUCCCCGACCAGAACAAGGGCUUCAACGUGGCGUCGCUCGGCAUGAACCCCGCCAUGUUUGGCGGCAUGGACAUGAGCAGCAUGGCGAGCGGCGUUGGGAUGUCCAACGGCCAACCCCAGCAACUGCAGCAGCAGCAGCAGCAGCAGCAGCAGCAGCAGUCGCUUCCGCCACAACAGCAGCAGCAGCAGCCACCGCAGCAGCCCGGCCAGUUUGGCGGAGGCGGCUUCAACCCAGCCGCCAUGAUGGCGAUGGGCGCCAACCCCGGUGGCUUCGACAUCCACGCCCUGCAGCGAGCUGCUGCGGCCAGCGGCAUGAAUCCGGCGGCCUUCAAUCCGCAGAUGUUUCUCCAGCAACAGCAGCAGCGGCAAGGAACGCCGCAGCAGAGCCAGCUCGGUCAGCAGAUGCAGCAGCCCCAACUCCAGCAGAUGCAGUUGCUGCUCCAGCAACAGCAACAGCAGCAGCUUCGGUGGCAACAGCAGCAGCAGCAGCAGCAGCAGCAACAACAUCAGCAGCAGCAGCAGCCUCAGCAGCAGUCGCAGCAGUCCUUGCAGGGCAUGUUGGGUCAGAUGGCUAACAACGGCAUGUUCCCCGGAUCUGGGGGGAUGCCCAACCAGACGAACCUGACGGCGCCGCAACAGCCACCGCAGCAGCAGCAGCAGCAGCAGCAGCAGACACCGAACCCACAGGGGCAGCUGCCGCAGCACCCGCAGGCCUCAUUCAAUCCCAACGCCUUUGGCGGCAUGAACCCGCAGAUGGUGGCCAACCUCGGCCAGCAGAUGUCAAUGCAGGGCUUCAACUCGAUGGCGCAGGGCUUCCAUCAGCAGCAACAGCAACAGCAGCAGCAGCAGCAGCAACAGCAACAGCAGAAUGGCGCCCAGCCCGGCUCAUUUGGCCAGAACCAGAAUGCUGUGUCGAUGUCGGGUCUGGUCGACCCUUCUGCGCUGAUGGGAGGCAUGGCCGCCGGAGGCAGCAACGGCAGCGCCGCAGCUGGACCGUCGCAGGCGCCGAUGGCAUCGCCGCAGCGGGCCAACAGCGCGGCGCAGAUGAUCAACGGCAUCCCCUCGUACCUUCAGACGCCCAGCCAGAUGCCAUCGCCCAUGGGCCAGGGCACGCCCGGGGGACAGUCUGCCGCGGGCACGCCUCCGUCAUCGGCGGCGAAGCCCAAGCCGCCGCGCAAGAAGGCCGAAAAGAAGACGACCAAAGGCCAGACGCCGGUGAUGCAGGCCGCGAUGCCGCCAAACGCUACGAGCUCGCCCUCGGGCAUGGCCAACAUGCCGCACGGCGCCCACCCUCCGGGGUCGCAGCCCAACCUCGCCAAUCUCGCCGCCUUUGAGCGCUCCCGCAGCCAGACUCGCAGCCCCAGCAUCAGCCUGGGCCACGGAGGGCCAGGCACCCCGCUACAGAUGUCGGCGCCGCAUCCUGGUGGCAUGCACGGCCAAGGACCAGGGCAGCCGCAGCCGCACCGCGGAUCGGCGGCGUCGCAGAUGCAGCCGGGGCAGCCGAUGCCGAUGCAGAUGCAGCAAGCGCCCGGGGGCGGACAGGCCCAGAACAUCAACCAGGUGGUGCCGCCCAACUGGACGCCGAGCCUCAACCCGCAGCAGCAGCAGGCCAUCCUCUCGCGUGCUCUGGCGCUCGCCAAGGCGCAGGAAGGCUCGGGCAUCACGCCGGUCCACACCCUGAUGCAGAUGGGCUACCUCUUCCUCAAGGCAUCGAGCCUUCCGGGCGGCCAGCACGCCUCGAUGAUGCCAAACGGUGGCAUGGUGCUGACCAUCAACGAGGCGCGUGGGCUCGGGCUGAUUCCGCAGGGUGGGCCGAACCCGACGCAGCCGCAGCAUCAACAGCCGCAGCCGCAGCAACAGGCUCAACAACAACAGCAGCAGCAGCAUCAUCCACAGCAGCAACAUCAACAGCAACAGCCGGCGCCUCAAAAAGCCCAACGGCAGCCGUCCAUGUCGGGCCAGGCGCAGUCGUCCGGCUUCGGCCCAGGCGGGCAUCCGAGCCAGCCGCCGCAGCCCAUGACGCCGCAGCAAAUGCCCAUGAUGCCGCCAGGCAUGGCGCAGCAGCAUUUCCAACAGCAACAGCACCAACAGCAGCUCCAGCAGCUCCAGCAGCAGCAGCAGCACCAGCAGCAGCCAGGUGGGCCGAGUGGUCUGCCGCAUCAGAUGAGGCCCAUGACCCCUUCGACGCAGCACGGCUCGCCGUCGGCGGCGAUGGCGAUGCACGCAUCGCAGUCGCCCGCGCCCCACGGCGCCACCUCGAGCCCGGCGAUGAUGAGCCAGCCACGGCCGCGGCAACCAAGCAUUCGCGGUCCGGCCCGAUCCCCGGGAGCGGCCUGA